This is a messenger RNA of Penicillium macrosclerotiorum, 801 nucleotides long. Its product is annotated as pyridoxamine 5'-phosphate oxidase family protein. The transcript has 2 exons. Bases 1 to 801 code for a protein of 266 amino acids. Lineage: Eukaryota; Fungi; Ascomycota; Eurotiomycetes; Eurotiales; Aspergillaceae. The record is from RefSeq and is a predicted model, not a curated record.
AUGGGAAGAACCCUAACAUACCCAAAGCGAGUGUCCAACACAGCCAACCGGUACAAGCACCGUGCGACCUAUGACCUCGGACCUAUUCACUCCAUCAUCAACGCCUCCCAAGUUCUCCAUGUCUCCUUCAACCCAGGCCCCGAAGACCCCUUCCCUGCCAUCAUCCCAAUGAUUGGCCAAAUGGGGUCCUACGAGUUCCCCUCCGCCAGCAUUGACGAGCCUCUGGAUUGCUACCUCCACGGAUACGUCAGCUCGCGCAUUAUGAACCUCGCCCGCAGCUCCGAGGGCGAAGGCCUGCCCAUUUGCGUAGCUGCUAGCAAAGUGGACGGACUGAUCCUGUCGCUGACGCCCAACUCGCACAGCUACAAUUACCGCUCGGCCAUCUUGCACGGCUACGCCAUGCUCGUGACCGACGAGGACGAGAAACUCUGGGCCAUGAAACUAAUCACGAACUCAGUACUUACGGACCGCUGGGACAACUCACGCGUGCCGCCAGACCGCACGGAGAUGCAGUCGACUGUUAUUCUGAAGGUCAAGGUCGUGGAUGGUAGCGGCAAAAUCCGGGAUGGCGGCGUGUCAGAUGAGCGUAAAGACUACGGGAACGAGGAAAUCACGAACCGCAUCUGGACCGGGGUCGUCCCGGUCUGGGAGACAUUUGGACAGCCCGUGCCCAGUGGCAAUGGCAAGUUGGAGGAUGUGCCUGAGCAUAUCACGUCCUUCAUUGCAACGAAAAAUGCGCAGAAUCGCGCUUUGGCGGAGAGUGCGAUUGAAGUCCAAUUACCUUCGGAAGAGCAGCACUGA